GGAAAAAGAUGUUCGCUCAGAGUAGUUCUCAGUACACACCGAAGGCAGUUCCGAAAGCUGUGUGCGGCGCAAACACAUUUUGUACAUCUGUACAUGUGUUGCACUUUACACGCUGAAUUGAAUCUUCAUUGAUUGUAACCGAGCACUGCGGUAAAUAGCCUCUGUUUGUACAGCAAUAUCACUGGGAUCUCCAGUUGAAGGCUCUCCACCAUGUGGUCCACGUGUCUACGGUGCACAUUCUUCAGUAACAAGGAUUUUUUCCUGACCUGAGCUGAGGAGGAGCUGAGAAGAAGGGAUCCUUCCUGGUGGUCCUCAGUCGCCCCCUUUGGCCCGAGCUCUGGAUUACUGCGUUCGGGGGGGGCGGGGAUCGUGUUCGCGGUGCACGCGUGGCUAUGGCCGACUCCAUGUAUUCCGACUUGAUAGCGAAUCAUUACAACUUCACCGGGAAGCUGAGGAAGGUGGAGCAGGACUCCCGGCUGAAGGCAGACUCCGUGGUCUUCAUCAUUGUGUGCUGCUUCAUCAUCCUGGAGAAUGUUUUGGUCCUGCUCACCAUCUGGAGGACCAAGAAGUUCCAUAAGCCCAUGUACUACUUCAUUGGGAACCUGGCUCUGUCGGACCUGCUGGCAGGGGUGGUGUACACUGCAAACAUACUGCUGUCGGGGGCAAACACGUACAAACUGACUCCCACGCAGUGGUUCUUCCGCGAGGGGAGCAUGUUUGUGGCUCUGGCAGCCUCCGUUUUCAGCCUGCUGGCCAUCGCCAUUGAGAGACACCUCACCAUGCUCAAGAUGAAGCUUCACAACAGCGGCAACACCUGCCGUGUGUUCCUGCUCAUCAGCACCUGCUGGUUCAUCGCAGCCAUCCUGGGUGGCCUGCCUGUCAUGGGCUGGAACUGCAUCAGCAGCAUGAACAGCUGUUCCACGGUGCUGCCGCUGUACCACAAGACCUACAUCCUAUUCUGCACCACGGUCUUCAGCAUCAUCCUCAUGGCCAUUGUCGUGCUCUAUGCGCGCAUCUACGCGCUGGUGCGCACACGCAGCCGCAAGCUAGUCCUGCGCAAGGUAUCCAACGGCCGCGGCAGCAAAAGUUCAGAGAAGUCGAUGGCGCUGCUGAAGACGGUCAUCAUCGUCCUGAGCUGCUUCAUUGCCUGCUGGGCACCGCUGUUCAUCCUGCUGCUGCUGGAUGUGGCCUGCGACAUUGGCAAGUGCACCAUCCUCUACAAGGCGGAAUGGUUUCUGGCACUGGCCGUGCUCAACUCAGCCAUGAACCCGCUCAUUUACACUCUUACCAGCAAUGAGAUGCGCCGUGCCUUCCUCAAGAUGCUGGUGUGCAGCUUCUGCAGCCACCCCGGCAGCAAGUUCGCCCGACCCAUCAUCGGCGCUGAGUUCAGCCGCAGCAAGUCGGACAACUCCUCACACCCCAACAAGGAGGAGCCCGAAUACUCUCCCCGGGAGACCGUCGUCUCCACUGGGAACAUGACCUCCUCUUCCUAAGAGACCUCCUUGCUUUGUACUGUUGUACAUCUUACUCAACACUAAUUAGUGAAUGUAUGUAUGCUCUGGACUUUGUGAACUUGCCUUACUUUCUACAUGUAUGGGAAGUCAUGCACACGGCCAAGAAAAAGGGGCUUAACUGGAAGGAAAUUAAUAUAUCUCUACAUCCAGCAGCAGCCCUGUACUUGAACUGGAAGCUGUUUAUUUGAAUAUUGUUCUGUUUCUUUCCUUGUGACUGGAGGACUAUUUGUUCUGGACAUUUCCUUCAGUCAGAAGUUACCAUAGGGAAGCACUUAGCACCUGAUUGCAAAUCCCAUCAAUCAGUAUUAUGUCUCAGACCUGAUUUCUUCUGAGCAACAGAGGAAAAACUUCAAGAUGUGUUUGUGUCUUUAGCGGAGCACUUGUUGUAAAAGUGCAAAUUUUUAAAAAAAUCUAGGCAUUACUGACACUCUCUAAAACAUGUUGUCAAAAGAGUGACAUUAGACGGUAGUUUUUAUUGGUUUUAUCGAAGUAUUUUCUGAACAUAAUUAAUGAAGGUUUUUUUUUUUUUCCAAAAUAACUUUGAAGCCUAGUACAAUGUAAACCCAACAAUUGAGAGAGAAUGUAUUUUUUCUACCUGCAUUAUAUAAUUUCACCAAUAUUGUUUAAACAUUUACCACUGUAGCAAUGCAGUGUAGCUCGAAUAACACUUUAUUUUGAAAGCAAUGAAAAUUUUGUCCGGAAAGCGGUUACAGAAUGAGUAAAAUAUGACAAAGCAUAAUUCUGUGUGGUUUUGUCAGUUUGUUGCAUUUUAGGGGGAUUUCUGUGAAGAUUCUAUGAAAUAGUCUUGAGCUGCUCAUUCCCUGAGAAAUAAAUCCCCCCCCCGGGCAGAUUAGUUGUGAGAAGUUGAGUGGAUUUUGGUUUAGCAUUUGUGGAUUUUUAAAUGAUAAAUAUUUAUGGGAAAGAUACAUUUCAGUUGUUGUUACUUGUAAAUCUGCAGUUGGAUUUCUGUAAAUUGUAUGACGGCUAAGAUCAAUCCAAACCGUUAUAUGUUCACAUCAUAAAUAAGUGGGUCUUUUUUUUUUUUGCCUUGGCCUCUUAAUAUCAGAAUGAAGCUGGAUGUUGGCCCAGUGCUUUUGAUUAUAUAUUUGAUUAGGAAAGCUAUUAUUUUAAGGUGGUAAUGAAGUCAGAAACUUAAACUCAAGCUGAAACGUUCCCAUGUUGUAUGAAACUCCCUUGUUGUAUGUUUUGCAAAAUGCUACAGUUGAUACCCUGUUCAUCCCAGCAUCAAGGGCUUUAUUAUACAGAAGCCAGUUAAUUACAGUUUAAUUACCAAAAUUAAUUUCUCGAUUGUUUUACCAUGUCCUUCCAUGUCUUAUUUGCACAUUUGUCUUAUUUGUCUGUUUCUGUGUAAUGAUAUUUGCUAGAUGAUAAUUAAAAUAAAAGAAACGCC
Messenger RNA from Scleropages formosus (Asian bonytongue), 2925 nucleotides. It is a transcript of the gene s1pr1, whose product is annotated as sphingosine-1-phosphate receptor 1. The transcript is spliced from 2 exons. Gene Ontology annotation, biological process: G protein-coupled receptor signaling pathway. NCBI's taxonomy places the organism in Eukaryota, Metazoa, Chordata, Actinopteri, Osteoglossiformes, Osteoglossidae. Gene Ontology annotation, cellular component: membrane. The record is from RefSeq and is a predicted model, not a curated record. Gene Ontology annotation, molecular function: sphingosine-1-phosphate receptor activity. Bases 393 to 1493 code for a protein of 366 amino acids.